CCCGAGCCCGAACCCCCGCGCACCAUGGCUGCCCAGGGCGAGCCGGGCUACCUGGCGGCGCAGUCGGACCCGGGCUCCACGAGCGAGCGCAGCACCGACUCGCCCGUGCCGGGCUCCGAGGACGACCUGGCCGGGGGCCCCCUGCCCAGCCCCGAGUGGAGCGAGGAGCGCUUCCGCGUGGACAGGAAGAAACUCGAGGCCAUGUUACAAGCUGCUGCUGAAGGAAAAGGCAAGAGUGGAGAAGACUUUUUCCAAAAGAUCAUGGAAGAGACAAAUACACAGAUUGCUUGGCCAUCAAAGCUAAAGAUUGGAGCGAAAUCCAAGAAAGAUCCUCAUAUUAAGGUCUCUGGAAAGAAAGAAAAUGUUAAGGAAGCCAAGGAAAAGAUAAUGUCUGUCUUGGACACCAAAAGCAACCGAGUCACCCUGAAGAUGGAUGUUUCACACACAGAACAUUCUCAUGUAAUUGGCAAAGGUGGGAACAAUAUUAAAAAGGUGAUGGAGGAAACAGGAUGUCACAUCCACUUUCCAGAUUCCAAUAGGAACAACCAAGCAGAGAAAAGUAAUCAGGUGUCUAUUGCAGGACAGCCAGCUGGCGUCGAGUCUGCCCGAGUUAGAAUUCGGGAGCUGCUGCCCUUGGUCCUGAUGUUUGAGCUGCCCAUUGCCGGCAUUCUUCAGCCCAUUCCGGACCCCAAUUCGCCCACCCUUCAGCAUAUAUCGCAAACGUACAACAUUUCAGUAUCAUUUAAGCAGCGUUCCCGCAUGUAUGGUGCCACUGUCAUUGUCCGAGGGUCCCAAAACAACUCCAGUGCAGUGAAGGAGGGGACCGCCAUGCUGUUGGAGCAUCUUGCAGGGAGCCUGGCAUCUGCCAUUCCUGUGAGUACCCAGCUAGACAUCGCCACUCAGCACCAUCUCUUUAUGAUGGGUCGGAAUGGAAGCCACGUCAAGCAGAUCAUGCAGAGAACUGGUGCUCAGAUCCACUUUCCUGACCCCAAUAACCCACAGAAGAAAUCCACUGUCUACCUCCAGGGCACCAUUGAGUCAGUUUGUCUUGCAAGACAAUAUCUCAUGGGCUGUCUUCCUCUUGUGUUGAUGUUUGAUAUGAAGGAAGAGAUCGAUGUGGAACCUCAGUUUAUCGCUCAAUUGAUGGAACAAUUAGACGUCUUCAUCAGCAUCAAGCCCAAGCCAAAACAGCCAAGCAAGUCUGUGAUUGUGAAAAGCGUUGAGCGAAAUGCCUUAAAUAUGUAUGAAGCCAGGAAAUGUCUCCUCGGACUUGAAAGUAGCGGCGUUGCUAUAACAACCAGCCCGUCUCCAGUCUCGUGCCCUGCUGGCCUGUCGUGUCCGGGCUUGGAUAUCUUAGCUUCUGCAGGCCUGGGACUCACUGGACUAGGUCUUCUUGGUCCGACUGCCUUAUCUGUAAACACCUCGACAACUCCCAGCUCCCUCCUGAAUGCUCUCAACAGCUCUGUCAGUCCCCUGCAGAGUCCGAGUUCUGGUGCUCCCAGCCCCACGCUCUGGGCUCCUCCACUGGCCAACACGUCAAGUGCCACAGGUUUUCCACCUCUCCCGCACCUCAUGAUUCCCUCCACGGCCCAGGCCACGUUGACCAGUAUCUUGUUGUCUGGCGUGCCCAACUAUAGCCAGACAACUCCAUCUCCCCCUCCUGGCUUGACUCCUGUAGAAGUCCAUGUCAACGGCAUGCAGCCCGAUGGCCCCCAAGGUUCUCCGGCUCUGAACGGACAUGUGCAGUCUUCAAAGAUAAAAUAUGGUGCAAUAUCGACCUCAUCCCUUGGAGAAAAAGUGCUGACUGGAAAUCACGGGGACCCGUCACGCCAGACGAGCGCCUCCGAUCAAGUGUCAUCCAAGUCCGGUGCCCCGGAAGGUUGCAAUGAUGCUUUUGUGGAAGUGGGUAUGCCUCGAAGUCCUUCUCAUUCAGCCAGUGCCACUGAGCUCAAGCAGAUGAUGACUUCUUCCAAGGUGUCCUGCUCCAAGAGGCAGACAGUAGAAUUACUGCAAGGCACAAAGAACUCUCAUUUACACACCACAGAACGAUUGCUCUCGGAUCCAGAGAUGAGUGCUUCAGAAAGUCCUUUGGCCGACAAAAAGGCUCCAGGGAGUGAACGAGCGGCCGAGAGGGCAGCGGCAGCCCAGCAGAAUUCGGAAAGAGUGCGCCUCCCUCCGCGAUCCUCAUAUGUCAACAUGCAGGCAUAUGACUAUGAACAGAAGAAGCUGUUAGCAACCAAAGCAAUGCUGAAAAAGCCGGUGGUGACAGAAGUGAGGACACCAACCAACACGUGGAGUGGCCUGGGAUUCUCUAAGUCCAUGCCAGCCGAAACCAUCAAGGAGCUGAGGAGGGCCAAUCACGUCUCCUACAAGCCCACCAUGAGGACCACGUACGAGGGAUCAUCAAUGUCUCUGUCAAGGUCCAACAGUCGUGAACACCUUGGAAGUGGAAGUGAAUCAGAUAACUGGAGAGACCGGAAUGGCAUUGGCCCUACUGCCCACAGUGAAUUUUCGACUUCUCUUGGGAGCCCCAAACGCAAGCAAAACAAAUCAACCGAACACUAUCUCAGCAGCAGCAAUUAUAUGGACUGCAUUUCCUCACUGACGGGAAGCAAUGGCUGUAGCUUGAACAGCUCCCUCAAGGGGUCCGACCUCCCUGAGCUCUUCAGCAAGCUUGGACUGGGUAAAUACACCGAUGUGUUCCAGCAGCAGGAGAUUGAUCUUCAGACAUUCCUCACUCUCACAGAUCAAGACUUAAAGGAGCUGGGGAUCACAACUUUUGGGGCCAGAAGGAAAAUGCUGCUCGCCAUCUCAGAACUGAAUAAAAACCGAAGAAAACUUUUCGAACCACCUAAUGCGCGUGCCUCUUCUCUGGAAGGAGGAGCCAGUGGGCGUCUGCCGCGUCAGUAUCCCUCGGACAUUGCUAGUGUCAGUGGCCGCUGGUAGCUCUGAGCCCUUGGCUUUCACCCAGAUAACUCUAGAGUUGGACACAGGAACCCUGUGACUGACCAGCUGUCACUGCACACCACCCUCAGCACUUCGGGCAUUGGGUAUCAGGACCAAAGCGUUUUGUCUGCACAUGUACUUGGUGCCAAACAGAGAAGAAAUAGUCAUCUGUCGUCUUUCAGAACACCAAAAUGUGGAUUGCUUUUUCUUAUAUAGAUUUGACAGAAUUUGCAAUAAUAAUAAUGAUGAUAAUAAUAAGAGGGGUUUAGUUUUUUUUAUUUCCUAUAAAAUGUAUGCACUGAAUUUUUACUUUGAAUGAAGGAUUAAGAAUUGACAUCUGAGAUGCCAGAGAGCAUAGAUUGUUUUGUUUUGUUUUGUUUUGUUUGGGGGUGGGGUUUGGGAUUUUUUUUUCUUUUGUUGUUUUUUUUAUCAAGUUGGAAUUUUCUGGUACUGCUUAAAAAUAAUUAUUGAGGUCUUUCAGCACUUUACAUACCCUGAUUUCUUGUCCUGUGGAAAUUUUUUUUUCUCCCUCCCAUUUUUUCAUAUCAGCUCAUAUAUUGGCCCAAAUCAAAUUUAGCCAUGUGUUUCUACUAGAUACAAUCUCUCCUGUGAUGGUAUAAGACGAUGAUCUUUAUGUAUAGCAUCCUAUAACUUCAUGUCGGGGUCGGGGUGGGGAAUAUGAUAUUUAAAAAAAUUCACUUGGUUCUGGACCAAUUCUGUCCACUUAGGUUUUGCAUCCUAGAAACCUUUAGCCCUGAAAUUUCUCAUCUGUAAUCGGUGCAAUGAAAGACCAAAAUGGAUGAAUGAAUCUUGCAAUAUUAAUCCUUUACAGUCGUCAUAUUUAACUGCUGCCUAUAUUGCCAAAAAGAAAUGAUUUUAAUGGCUGUCUGAAGGCAAAGGGCUAUUUUUUAGUAUACUGCCACUAAAGGACAUUUAUUUAUAUCAGACUUUUAUUUUUAGGUACUAUAAGCAUUAGUGUACGUAACAGGAAACUGAGACCUACUAAAAUGUAUGGUAGAAAAUGAAUGGACUGGAGCUCAAAUCCAACUCUAUUUAAACAGAUACCAAAUCAUAGCUGACAAGACAGCCCUGAUGCUGUGAUAACAGGAAGGAGCAGCCCCAAUGUUGACUCCAUAGGCAAUCUUUAGGCACCAUACACAUGCAUCAGGUAUCCAGAAUCAGAUGCAUUGUUUGGUGUGGGUUCCUCGGGGGCAGGGGAAGUUGGAUGUUUUCAGAUGGGCCCUUUCCAAAGGUGGCUGGGCUGGAAGUACCCAAGGCCACAGUGUCAGUGGUCAGAGCUCCUAAUUACAUUCUGAUACUGUGAAAGUCCGUGAACCUUGGCAAUGUCGUUUCCUGUCUCUUUUCAGACAUCCUCUUAUAGACUUAGGAAGUGUUUAUUUUACAUGGAAGAAAAGAAGUCCAAAAGUGUCUGCCUCUCCCUCUCCCUCUCCCUCUCCCUCUCC
This is a messenger RNA of Dromiciops gliroides (monito del monte), 4409 nucleotides long. It is a transcript of the gene BICC1, whose product is annotated as BicC family RNA binding protein 1. The transcript has 21 exons. Bases 25 to 2946 code for a protein of 973 amino acids. NCBI's taxonomy places the organism in Eukaryota, Metazoa, Chordata, Mammalia, Microbiotheria, Microbiotheriidae. Gene Ontology annotation, cellular component: cytoplasm. The record is from RefSeq and is a predicted model, not a curated record. Gene Ontology annotation, molecular function: protein binding; RNA binding.